AUGUUUGGUAAUAAGUCUUCGAGCUUUUCUUUUGGCUCAGGUGCCAAUAAGCCUACAAGUGGAGGUUUUUCCUUUGGAAAUAAUAGUAACAACAGCAAUGCUAAUGCUAACAAGCCGGCGUUCUCCUUUGGAAACUCAAACACCAACACAAAUACUGCGAAUAAACCGUUGUUUGGUGCUCAAAACACGAACACCCAGACUUCAAACUCUGGCUUUGGUUUUGGUUCCAACAAUAACAACAAUGGCAACACUGGGAAUACUGGCUUUGGCUUUGGAGCAAAUAGUAACAAUAAUAACGGCAAUAAUAACUCUGGAAAUACUGGCUUUGGUUUUGGCAAUAAUAAUGCAAAUAAGACAGGAUUCGGUCUUGGAGGUAGCACGAACAACAAUACAGCAGCAAAGCCUGCAUUUAGCUUUGGAGCUAAUACAAACAAUACUGCUUCAAAGCCAAGUUUCGGCUUUGGAAAUAAUGCAAACGCUAGUUCCUCAAAGCCAGCUUUUGGAUUCGGAAAUACUGCAACUAACACUGCCGCUAAACCCGGUUUUAGUUUUGGAAAUAAUACCGCCAGUACGGGUUCAAAGCCUGGCUUUGGUUUUGGAAAUAAUGCAAGCACUGCAUCAAAGCCAGGUUUCAGCUUUGGAAAUAACAAUAAUUCUACAUCCACUAGCACUGGAACUGCCAGUGGUGGUUUGUUUGGAAAUAAACCUGCUACAGGUGGUGGUCUGUUUGGCAAUAACACAAAUAGCAACACAAAUGGAGGUAUGUUUGCCAGUAAACCUAGUGGAGGACUUUUUGGAAGUGGUACCAACAAUAAUUCUACGAGUUUGUUUGGAAACAAAGGUCCUAGUAAUGGUUUAGGGAACAGUGGGGGUCUGUUUGGCAAUAAUAACAACAACGGAAUGUUUGGAAACAAUAAUAAUAACAAUAAUCAACAAAUCCCACAGCUCACAUCAAUGACCAAAGUGAGUGAUCUUCCUGACGGUCUCAAAAAUCAGCUUGUGCAGUUGGAUGAGUAUAUUCAAACGGAAAUGUCUAUUGCAGAGUAUCUUAAAAGCAACGAGAAAGAGCACAGUGAGUUGAUAGAUAGUAUACCACGAGACAUACGGUAUUUGGAGAAGAAGUCAUCAUCCACAGGUCAAGCAUUAAACAGCGAUUUGCACUUUAUUGAGAGUUUCAAGGCGAAAACUUUAGAAAGCUUUAACGAUUGGGUCGAGAAGCUGAUCAAGGUGUAUCUACAAUUGACAAAUCCAAUGUCCAGUAAUGUUUCUAACGACCAGACUCAAUCUUCUUCCUCAUCUAAUGUUGUCAUAGGAAUCAACGGUGUGAGAAAGGUAGAUCCAGCUACCGAUGCUAAAAACGGCCAGAUCAACAGCAAUGGAAGUAAGAAUGGAGCUCAAUCUUCAAGUACAAACCAAGCUGCACCACUGAAUGUUACACAGAUCAUAAAUUUAUACUAUCUAACCAAGAUCGAUGACUUCAAGGAUAGCAUAUCUAAGUAUGAGGUGAUUCUUAAAGAAGUAGAAGAUUCCAUAAAUUCGUUGGACAAAUCACUUUUAGACGGAAGGCGUGGAGCAUCUGCCUUGAAUGAUAAUUAUGGUCUUGAAAUGAUUGUUUCCACACUUCGUGAAGAGUUCAAGUUAUACGUCGAGUUGGCAAACGAGUUUGCGGAAAUACAUCAUGAUGUAAAGCAUAUAGUAGGUGGUCCUGAGGCUUUUUAA
Messenger RNA from Brettanomyces bruxellensis, 1719 nucleotides. RefSeq lists its product as uncharacterized. Bases 1 to 1719 code for a protein of 572 amino acids. NCBI's taxonomy places the organism in Eukaryota, Fungi, Ascomycota, Pichiomycetes, Pichiales, Pichiaceae. Gene Ontology annotation, biological process: nucleocytoplasmic transport. Gene Ontology annotation, cellular component: nuclear pore. The transcript has a single exon. The record is from RefSeq and is a predicted model, not a curated record. Gene Ontology annotation, molecular function: structural constituent of nuclear pore.